Messenger RNA from Aureobasidium namibiae CBS 147.97, 1020 nucleotides. Its product is annotated as ATPase get3. Gene Ontology annotation, cellular component: GET complex. Gene Ontology annotation, biological process: post-translational protein targeting to endoplasmic reticulum membrane. The record is from RefSeq and is a predicted model, not a curated record. Lineage: Eukaryota; Fungi; Ascomycota; Dothideomycetes; Dothideales; Saccotheciaceae. The transcript is spliced from 3 exons. The coding region runs from base 1 to 1020 and encodes 339 amino acids. Gene Ontology annotation, molecular function: ATP hydrolysis activity; ATP binding.
AUGGCCGCCCUCAUCAACACAGACGACGAGAUGGCCCCCUCGUUGCAGAACAUCCUCGACCAAAAGUCGCUCCGCUGGAUCUUUGUCGGCGGCAAGGGUGGUGUCGGAAAGACCACCACCUCUUGUUCCCUGGCCAUCCAACUCGCAAAGCACCGCAAGAACGUCCUCCUCAUCUCGACCGACCCCGCUCACAACUUGUCCGAUGCCUUCAACCAGAAGUUCGGAAAGGACGCCCGUCUGGUCAAUGGCUUCGACAACCUGAGCGCCAUGGAGAUCGAUCCCAAUGGUUCCAUCACUGACAUGCUCAAUGCUGGUGGUGAGGAGACUCAGGAGGCCAUGUCUGGUCUCGGUGGCAUGGGAAACAUGAUGCAGGACCUUGCUUUCAGCAUCCCUGGUGUUGACGAAGCCAUGUCUUUCGCCGAAGUCCUCAAGCAAGUCAAGUCGCUCAGCUACGAGUGCAUCAUUUUCGAUACCGCACCCACCGGCCACACCCUCCGUUUCCUACAAUUCCCCACCGUCAUGGAGAAGGCCCUCGGCAAGAUCUCCCAACUCUCCGGUCAAUUCGGUCCCAUGCUCAACGGCAUCCUCGGCGCCCGCGGCGGCCUGCCCCAAGGCCAAAGCCUCGACGACAUUAUCAAGAAGAUGGAGGAUCUGCGCGCUACCAUCAGCGAGGUCAACACCCAAUUCAAGAAUGCAGACCUGACUACCUUUGUCUGUGUAUGCAUUCCUGAGUUCUUGUCACUGUACGAGACGGAGAGAAUGAUCCAGGAGUUGAACAGCUACGAGAUCGACACACACGCUAUUGUUGUCAACCAGCUGUUGUUCCCCAAGGAAGACAACCCUUGCGAACAGUGUAAUGCGAGAAGAAAGAUGCAGAAGAAGUACCUUGAGCAAAUUGAGGAUCUGUACGAUGAGUUCAACGUCGUCAAGAUGCCUCUGCUCGUCGAGGAGGUUAGAGGAAAGGAGAAGCUUGAGAAGUUCAGCGAGAUGCUUGUUACGCCUUUCCAGCCCCCUCAAUAG